UGGCCCGGAUUUCUCGGAAUCAGAUUGUCUCAGACUGAUGAUUGCAUUCCGCUUCCGCUCUUUCUUUCCGUCAGAGGCAUCAUCAAUCCGGCCAUGAUUCUGCGACGUAUAUUGAUGCUGGCCCUUCUUGGGCUGGUGGCGUUCGUUGCGGCUGCGGAGCAGCUUCCCCAGUGUGCGGCUACCUGUCAGAAAGACACUCUCGCGGACAACACGACGUCAUGCAGCACGAAGGACCUGCAGUGUCUGUGUGACGAUAAGAAAUUCCAAGAUGCUGUGACAGUUUGUGUCACGGCGAGCUGUUCAGGGCGAGAGGCACUGACGGCGAAGCACGUCAGUUCUCAACAAUGCGGCGUCCCGCCGCACAAGGGCCACCCUGAGGUCGAAGGCGCGACGCUGGUCCCGUUGAUCCUGGCCGGGAUUCUGUUCGUGGUCCGUAUGGCGGCCAAGAUCAUGGGACUGGGUGGUGGCUGGGGACCCGACGACUAUACGAUUAUCGUCGCUGAGGUUUUGGGGAUUGCCAUCUUUGCGCUGAACGUGGCCAUGAUCCACUAUGGAUUCGGUCAAAACAUGUGGGACAUCACUCCGAUGGAUAACAUCACCGUCGUGUACAAGCUCUUCUACGCCUUCGUGAUCAUCUACAAAGCGCAAAUCUCCCUCGCCAAAAUUUCCGUGUGUCUCUUCCUUCUGCGCAUUUUCCAGUCGACCGCCUUCCGCUGGACCACCUACAUCAUCAUCGGAUUGAACGCCGCCAUCGCCGCAACCUGGAUGUUGACAGACUCGCUGCGAUGCAUACCCGUGCAUCUGUCGUGGACGGCCUGGACGGGUGAGGAAACGGGCCAGUGUAUCGACUUCAUGACGGUGACGUUCGUCAACGCGUUCGUCAACAUCGCGGUCGACACGGCCAUGGUGCUGAUGCCCGUGUACGAGAUUUCAAAGCUGAAUCUGUCCGCGCGGAAGAAGGCGGGCGUGAGUGUGAUGUUCGCGAUGGGUCUAGUAUUGACCGUCGUCGCCAUCCUCCGAGUAAUCGUGUUCUGGUUCAACCGCUGGGGAAGCAACCCACUCGUGGAACUCCAACCCAUCGUGCACUGGUCCGUGAUCGAAGUCCAAAUCGCCGUCCUAUGCGCCUGUCUACCAACGACGCGUGCCAUGGUCGUGCAUCUCUUCCCCUGCCUGGUAAACGGCUCGGGAGCCAACUCGACACAGCAGCCGACGGCGCCGUCGAAGAUGUUCGGCGCCAGUCGCCAGCCGGGCAACAUCUCCAUGACGGUAUCGUACUCGGUGGACUACAACAACAAGCCGCACCAGUCGGACCAGAAUAGUUUUGUGCGACUGGUGGAGAUGGAUCCUAUCCGUGAUGAUUCCUACCCGUGAUGAAUGAGCUUUAUGUUCGGGUUGGAUAUAGGCGUUGGUAGCUGGUUAUUAUAGCACGCUGGCUACAUGUAUUAUAGCUUAAUCGGUAGAUAUGGAUGGG
This is a messenger RNA of Aspergillus campestris IBT 28561, 1471 nucleotides long. Its product is annotated as CFEM domain-containing protein. The transcript is spliced from 8 exons. NCBI's taxonomy places the organism in Eukaryota, Fungi, Ascomycota, Eurotiomycetes, Eurotiales, Aspergillaceae. The record is from RefSeq and is a predicted model, not a curated record. Bases 94 to 1371 code for a protein of 425 amino acids.